This is a messenger RNA of Diachasmimorpha longicaudata, 1782 nucleotides long. Its product is annotated as WD repeat-containing protein 46. Gene Ontology annotation, cellular component: 90S preribosome; small-subunit processome; nucleolus. Gene Ontology annotation, biological process: maturation of SSU-rRNA from tricistronic rRNA transcript (SSU-rRNA, 5.8S rRNA, LSU-rRNA). The transcript has 6 exons. The coding region runs from base 152 to 1729 and encodes 525 amino acids. The record is from RefSeq and is a predicted model, not a curated record. Gene Ontology annotation, molecular function: protein binding. Lineage: Eukaryota; Metazoa; Arthropoda; Insecta; Hymenoptera; Braconidae.
AGGGCGUUGCACGAGAGUUCCGAACAUGUGUAGAAUUAUUUUGUGUAUACAAAAGUGAUAUUAAUUCCGAGGGAAACACGUGUCAGUGGUUUUAUUCUUGGAUCAAAGGAUUAAUAAAGCAAAUCGUGGAGAGGAGUUGGUGCUAAUCAACAUGAACGAAGAUGCAAAAUCCACGGGCCGCAAGCCACCAAAAAACCCCAUAAACAAAGAGAAACUGGCGCGCCACCGUCGUGGUGAUGGUCUUCACCUGAAGCCAGGGAAAAACUCCAUAAAAAACAAAACCCUUCUUAAAAAGCUCCGGCUCCGUGAGCAAGCCAUAGAGAAAGCUGCAGAGCAGGCAGCCCGCGCGGAGCUCCUCCUCACCGAGGAGUCUGGUCACCUCGAGGCAGACAUCGGCGAGCACACCACCCAGUACAAUCAGCGAGAGAUCGCCGAAAACGUUGAUAUCACCAGUGCUACCAAGUACUUCAGGUUGAACCUUGACUUUGGCGCUUACAGGCAUAGAUACACCAGAAAUGGAAGACAUCUGCUCCUCGGAGGACGGAUGGGACAUGUGACCGCCUUCGACUGGGUCACGAAGAAGCUGGCAUGCGAGAUGAAUGUCAUGGAGUCAGUGCACGACGUCUGUUGGCUGCACCUGGAGACAAUGUUCGCGGUAGCGCAAAAGAACUGGGUUCACAUUUACGAUAAUCAGGGAAUCGAGAUCCAUUGUCUGAAGAGGAUGAAUGGAGUCACGAGGCUGGAAUUUCUUCCUUAUCACUUUUUGUUGGCAUCUGGGUCUUACGAGGGAUGUUUGACCUGGUUGGAUGUCUCCAUCGGACAGAUCAUUUCGAGGUACGAUUCCAAAUUGGGAAGAAUAGGGGUAAUGACACAGAAUCCGAGUAACGCAGUUCUCUGUGUGGGUAAUUCCAAGGGAGUGGUGUCGAUGUGGGCCCCCAAGUCAAGGGAUCCCCUGGCCAAGAUGUUGUGCCAUCGGCAGGGUAUCACCUCCGUCGCAGUACAUCCCCAUGGCACUUACAUGUCCACAAGCGGCCUUGACAGAACCGUCAAGACUUGGGACGUGAGACAGUUAGCAGGACCCGUUCACGACUUCGUCCUGAGGUCAGCCGUUGAUAACUUGGUUUAUAGUCAGAAGGGACUUCUCGCAGCGUCUUUCGCAAAUUGUCUUGAAAUUUUCAGAGAUGCUGGAGACACAAUGAAACCCUACCUCCGUCAUAAAGAGACCUGGGGCAUCUCCUCCCUCCAAUUCUGUCCCUUCGAGGAUGUUCUAGGUGUCAGUACAGCCAAGGGCUUCGUCUCAGUUCUAGUUCCUGGCAGUGGCGAGCCCAACUUCGAUGCUCUCGAGGUCAAUCCAUUCCAGACGAAGAGCCAGAGGCGUGAGGCUGAAGUGAGAGCACUUCUCGAUAAAAUACAACCGGAGUUGAUUACUUUAGAUCCUGGAGCUGUGGCUGAAGUCGAUGUUCCAACGUUAAAGGAGAAGGUCGAUGCGAAGAAAAAGCUUUUGUUUAUUAAGCCUCAAGCCAUAGACUUCAAACCUAGAAAAACGAAGGCCAAGGGCAAAGGUGGCACUGCCAAAGUCGUCAAGACGAAGAAGAUUUUGAAGGAAUUAAAACGAAAGGAAGCCAGAGAGGCCAUUCAACAAGUAUCCGAGGAGAAGGCGCAGAAACAGAAACGAGAAAACACCAAAGACUUUGGCGUUUUAAACCGAUUUCUCCCUAAAUCACAGUAGCUUUAAAAGUGAUUAUAAAAAUUAUGUAUGUACAAUAAAAUUGAAUAAUGAAA